AUGGCUGACAACAACAACAUCCCAAAUCCUGAUCCUUUCCUCCUGCAACAACUGAUCGAGGAGUCCACCCGCGAGGGGACGAAUCGUUGUCGGUGGGAAGGACAGCAGCACACCCCUGCCGGGCAGAGAAGGCCGAGGCAUGAGACCUCACAACCCAGGGGGCAGCAGAUUCAGAACAUCCAGCAGCUGCAGGGCCUCCAACAGGUUCAGAACGUUGAACAAGUUCCUCACGAGGGACACGUUCAGAACGGGGAAGACGAGCAGGCUCGACCCCAGAAUGGACCAGAACAGCCCCUGAAUGAGAACAAGACUGACGCCAGAGACGAACAUGUUGCCUCCUCGUUCACCCACACCUCUGACAGGCGAAGAGUCCGUAGCGAAGACGAGGAAGAGCAGGUCAAUAUCCCAGAGAGCGCUGACCCUACAACCGUCCUCCUACUCAAAGAGCUGCAAAGAACCAACCGUCUCAUCCGCCUACAGGGUGACCGCAUCCACGAGCUGGAAAGGAAGCGACGAUAUCGUUCCCCUCCGCGGAGACGCCAUCGGUCGCAUUCCUAUUCCUCUUCGCACUCUCCCCCGAGGAGAUAUCGCAAGCGUUCCCCGUCCUCGUCUCGCUCCCCGCCUAGAAGGAACCGUCGCCAGAGGUCUUAUUCCCGCUCUCCACCACGAAAGAGCCGGAAAAAUAAGAGACCUGAAACCACUGAAGCGAGGAGCCUCUCACCCGAGCAGGACGAAAGAGGACAACCGCAGAAAUCAGGGCAAAACACAGACGAAAUCCAAGCGGGGCAGACAUUCAAACUCCCUCGGACCUAG
This is a messenger RNA of Vicia villosa (hairy vetch), 813 nucleotides long. RefSeq lists its product as uncharacterized. The record is from RefSeq and is a predicted model, not a curated record. The transcript has a single exon. NCBI's taxonomy places the organism in Eukaryota, Viridiplantae, Streptophyta, Magnoliopsida, Fabales, Fabaceae. Bases 1 to 813 code for a protein of 270 amino acids.